AUCGUAGCGUACGGUCAAACAAAUUGCGCUUGUGUCAGUUUUUCUUGUUUUUUUUUGUGAGAAAGUCGGUAUUUGCUUACAAAAAAAGCUAAUACUAGUGAUCACUGAUCAAACUAUAAAUUAAACAGUUCUAGCUUUGCUCUUACGUCUCUUCUAACAGAUAAACAUGUCUCCAAUUCGUGAGCCUACUGUCGUUGGCAUUGCCAAUUUCAAUGCAGCUGAGGAUGCAGCUACAUUGAGAGGUGCCAUGAAAGGCUUUGGUACAGAUGAGCAGACGAUCAUCGACAUCUUGACUUCUCGUUCAAAUGUCCAACGUCAGGCCAUCUCUCAAGCUUUCACACAUGAAUAUGGACGGGAUAUUAUUGAAGACUUAAAAUCAGAACUGGGAGGUCAUUUCGAAGAUGUAAUAAUUGCCCUUAUGCUGCCACCUGCUGAAUACCUUUGCCGGGAACUAAACAACUGCAUGGAAGGCCUGGGAACAGAUGAACAAGUCCUAGUUGAGAUUCUGUGCACACGCACCAAGCCAGAAAUAGCUGAAAUUGUGGAUACUUAUGAGAGACUUUACAACCGACCGCUAGCUGAACACAUGUGCUCUGAAACUUCAGGUGACUUCAGGCGUCUCUUGACUCUCAUUGUUACUUCGGUCCGGCAGGGCGCGCGGGACGAGGAGGCGGGGGUGGACGGCGCGCGCGCGGUCGAGGCCGCGCAGCAGCUGUACGACGCGGGGGAGGCCAAGUGGGGCACGGACGAGGAGAUAUUCAACAAGAUCCUAGCGCAUGAGAGUUUUGCGCAACUUCGUCUGAUUUUCGAGGAGUACAAGAAUAUAUCGGGACGGACCAUCGAGCAGGCCAUCAAGGCGGAAAUCGACGGCGAACUGAAAGAUGCGCUGUCCGCUAUCGUGGAGUGCGUGGAGAACGCGCCGGCCUGGUUCGCGCAGAGGCUGCGCGCCAGCAUGCAGGGCGCCGGCACCGACGACAAGGUGCUGGUGCGCGUCGUGGCCACGCGCGCCGAGCUCGACCUCGGCGCCGUCAAGCGCGAGUACGAGCGCCUCUACGACAAGACGCUGGAGAGCGACAUCUCGCAGGGCGAGACCUCCGGCGACUACAAGAGGGCCCUCGUGGCUCUCCUCGGACCGGCGUAGGCGACGGAAGGAGCAAGAAGAGUUUAGAAGAUUGGUGUCCAGCAAUACUUUAUAUUUUAUGAGAUUACGUUCCAAAUGUCGUGUCGCGUUGUUCGUCAGAUUGUGUCUCGAUUUUUAUAUUUUUAUCACUUUGAUAUUGUUAUUGUAUUCCGUAAUUAAUGUUUGAUGCAUAGUGGAAGAAUGUUCUCGAAUAUAUUAUUGCUUUAAGCACAAUUAUUAUUGAUGUAUAAUAAAAAUCUAAUUAAGGAAAACACAGCCAAUAGUGAUGUAAUAAUUCAUAAACGUAGAGAAUACAAGUAGGCUUUAUUGAUGUGCCUUUCAAUAUUUAUAUUGUUUUCAAAAUAGAUAAAUAUAUUAAAAUGUUAUUUAUUAACGAAGUAUUUAGAAAGCGUUAAUUUUAUUAAUGAAAGCAUUCCAAAUUUAAAUUAUCCGAUGUCCCUCCCAGUGUGAACGAAGCUUUAAUUUAUACUUGUUUAAAGAAUAAAUAUUUAUUUCCUUUGAAA
This is a messenger RNA of Vanessa tameamea, 1644 nucleotides long. RefSeq names its product annexin B10 (gene AnxB10). Gene Ontology annotation, molecular function: calcium-dependent phospholipid binding; calcium ion binding. The transcript is spliced from 8 exons. The record is from RefSeq and is a predicted model, not a curated record. Gene Ontology annotation, cellular component: cytoplasm. Bases 167 to 1141 code for a protein of 324 amino acids. Lineage: Eukaryota; Metazoa; Arthropoda; Insecta; Lepidoptera; Nymphalidae.